Messenger RNA from Aspergillus tanneri, 915 nucleotides. RefSeq lists its product as uncharacterized. The transcript has 4 exons. The coding region runs from base 1 to 915 and encodes 304 amino acids. NCBI's taxonomy places the organism in Eukaryota, Fungi, Ascomycota, Eurotiomycetes, Eurotiales, Aspergillaceae. The record is from RefSeq and is a predicted model, not a curated record.
AUGGAGUUAAACCAUGAGGUUUUAGCCGCAUCUAUGAAAGAUAAGCUCUCCAGGCUCGGGUGUGAAGUGGAGCGUCUAGUGACAGCUCAAUAUGCACACUCACUACAGGAAUUGCAUGAGCUGGUUCAACAUGCUUCUACCGCUUCUCUCUCCUCUUGGGCCGCUCAGAAGCCAUGUCAGCUUGGAGCCUUAGCCCACAUUGUCGUUGAUGGCCUAUCUCGUUCUAGUUAUGCUUUGCAUUUAGUUGCGCCCCUUGAUUUUGUUGUGCCCGCUUUCCUCCCACCCUUUGUUACAAAUCUCAUCAAUUCUACUGGUGAUAACCCGUGUGCCAAAUCGAUAUGGCCCCUUUACCAGAUUAUGACUGGUUUACAAACUGCCUCAAUAGUUCUAUAUGAGAUCCCUUCAGAGACAAUGUCUAGUCUUCAGAUGGAGCUAACAAAGACGCUACGCACUCUUCAUGAUCAAACAGAAAAUCUUCUUUGUCUUGCAACCUUUGGGCAAAUUGUAUCGUCUAAUACCGCUCAUGACCAAAACAACCAGGAUCAACUCCCACCGUGGUUACAAAAUAUCAAGUAUUUCUUUGGCCCCAAACGGGUCCUGAAGACGUUGGAACUUGUUGUUCUACGCGUAAUUCUUGCUUGUUCUUCCGGCUGUAGUAAUUUAACUGCCCAACAGUCGGCAAGGAGUAUCCGCAUAGCGAUUGAGAUUUGUGACAGUGUGGAACAGGAGCAGAGAGAAUAUUGGAUCAGCGUAAACCCGUCCAAAGCUGCCAAGCUUUGCGAGAAAGUGACAAGAAAUGGGAUCGACCGUGACGUGCAAAUUCUGGGCACGACGUUCCUAGUUUCUCCUGUCCCGGCUUCUGCAUUGCCUCGUAGUAUUCCGGUGAUUUCCGUUCAGUGGCUCCUGUCUGAGUAG